AUGAGCGCCUUUGAGGCGACAACCAAGCCCAGACCGGAGUGUGGCGGGACUCAGUCGGUCGGUCGGGCCUCGGCAACUGGCGUGUCGGCAAGUCUUCAGUCGGUCACGGAGUCAGCUUGCCUGAUUGGCCCGCCGUCGGGGGAUAGAUACAGCAGGUCGAAGGACAAGACGACACAGCAAUUUGUCAAUCCUUCAGAACAAUUGGCGUCUCCAAGGUCGAGUCAAUCCGAGGCGACCGGUCAAAGAACAUCGAGUCCCGACCCCUCGACGCAUGCCAUAAGUCGAGAGGACCAGUCGUCCCGGCGACCGGACAAAUGCUCGGGCGGGCUCAACUCAAAGGAGGCGGAAGAGAAGGAGGUGGUGAUGGUCGCCAUGGCUACACCAGACUUCAGAGAUCACGAUGAGGUCGGCAAGACAGAAGACUGGCCGUCAGCGGGGUCGGUUGAACAGGGCGAGUUGCCAGGGCAGCCGGAGGCGAAGACGUCGGCAAGUCAUAAAGCAGGCGGCGCAUUGCCGCUGGUCGGGCUGUUCUCAGCCUCGAGCCUCGGUUUCAUGUUGGCCAACUUUGAGAGCUUUUGUGAUCCGAAACCGCCAAAGACCGGAGCCAAAGCGACCAAUAAACCGCCUGGCGUUUGGCCGACUCGACCACCCGAAAACAUGGCGAUGGCCGGUUGGGGUGUGACGAAAGCUCAUCCAGCCUCAGUCGAGGCCAUAGCAACGACACGGCGAGGAGCUGCGACCUUGGCCACUAAGACGGCUGGUUUUGGUCUGCGAAAAACGAGGCCGGCGGAGUUACCGCGCUUGGAUCGUAUCAGCCGAACUGCAAUUCGGCCUCGAGUCAUUGUCGCCAACUCGACCGUUGCCAAUUCGCUGUUGCCACCGCGACUGCCGGUCCAGUUGGCCGGCAGUCUUGUCCGUGGUCUGCGUUGCCGAUCGCCCGGUCUGUUGACCAGAGUCCUGGCCUCGGGAGUCGAGGUCUCCUAUCAACAGUGUGUUGGUGUGUCGGCCCAGCCGACCAGUCACAGUCGUGCAGGCCAGACCUUCCGGCAGCCCGGCAGCGCUCCGGCCUGCUUCAACGUCUCAGGGGCGCCGAAGGGGUCUCGAGCCGGGCUGACGACAGACCCGGAACUCGACCUUUUGUAG
Protopolystoma xenopodis is the source of this 1143-nucleotide messenger RNA. Lineage: Eukaryota; Metazoa; Platyhelminthes; Monogenea; Polystomatidea; Polystomatidae. The record is from the annotation of a GenBank genome assembly.